This is a messenger RNA of Pezoporus flaviventris, 1834 nucleotides long. RefSeq names its product 2-oxoglutarate receptor 1-like. Bases 798 to 1784 code for a protein of 328 amino acids. NCBI's taxonomy places the organism in Eukaryota, Metazoa, Chordata, Aves, Psittaciformes, Psittacidae. Gene Ontology annotation, biological process: G protein-coupled receptor signaling pathway. Gene Ontology annotation, molecular function: G protein-coupled receptor activity. Gene Ontology annotation, cellular component: plasma membrane. The transcript has 2 exons. The record is from RefSeq and is a predicted model, not a curated record.
GACACUUUUAUUCAAGAACAGUCCUUUGGUUCAAGAAGCAUGGAAAAUCACAGCUCUUGUGAAUCAUGAAGCCCAGAAGCAAAGACCCAAAAGAAGACAAGUUUGCAACUUCCGCUACCCCAGUAACAAACAGCCAACACUAAUUGUAGAUGUUCUAUUCACCAAAACUGGCAGAAAGUAUGCCACAGUUCCUGAAAAGCACAUCACGCCAAAGGAAACCUUCAUUUCUUGCAUGAGAUGAAAACUGUACUUCAUAGAAGUUUGGUUUUAAUGAAGGCAGUGUAUCAAAACAUUUUUCACCUGACCUUGAAAUGGCAACACGCCUGAUUCACUUUGGUGAUCAGGUUCCACUUCACAGGAAACAGAGAACAAAUUUAAUUUUCUCUUUUAUAAACAUGCACACACACACACACACUAAUUUAAAUGUGAUCUCCUGUGAUUUGAAUACUACAGGUCUAGCUCAGCACACAGAACUGCUGCCAGCAAAGUGCAAUCUGCUCACUGAAGGCAAGACAGCAUGAAUGGCAGAGGGCAAAAGAGAUCUCGUCCAGCCACCCAGGUCUAAGAGCUGAAACCUGAGCCACUAACUGAGGUUUUCUGCCGUUCUCCUAAUUUAUGGCCACAUGGAGUCUUAGUCUGCAGGGAGUGAAUGUAUAUGGCUGCAUAGCCAUAUAAAAUACCUGCUUCACUGUAAAGAAGACAUAAAUACAUUUCAUUUGUAGUGCUCUUUGCUCAAAGCAAUAUCAAAGGGAGAAGCAGAAUUGCAUGUUUUCAGCUUUGAGAAGAUCUCUGCAAACAUGGCAUCUGAACACACCAGCAAUUUUACUACUCAACCAGGCCACACAGACCCAUUUACAACCUGCAAGAAUGAAGAUUUCUCAGAGGGGAAAUACUAUCUCACUGCCUUUUACAGCCUAAUCUUCGUGCUGUGCUUCCCAGCGAACAUCAUGACAAUUUUUGUUUACUUUGUCAAGAUGAGGCCCUGGAAAAGCAGCACCAUCAUUAUGUUCAAUCUGGCUAUCACUGACCUAUUAUAUUUAGCCACGCUUCCUUUCUUUAUACACUACUCUUUUAAUGGAAAUAACUGGAUUUUUGGAGACUUCCUGUGCAAGUUUAUUCACUUUGGUUUCAACUUCAACAUGUACAGUGGUAUUAUCUUCCUUAGCUGCUUCAGCGUCUUACGCUUUUUUGUAGUUGUCUACCCAAUUAAAUUCUUUUUUGUUAAAAAACGGAGAUGGGCAGUGGUGACUUCUGUAGUUGUUUGGAUGAUUUCCCUGGCCACCAUCAGCCCCCUGGGCAUCUUGAUUGCCACAAGGCAUACGCAGAACAAGACAAUCUGUCCUGACCUGUCUGCUGCUGCGGAUCUUGAAACUAGUCGAUGGUAUAACUGGCUGCUGAUGAUGUUUGCCUUCCUAUUGCCCUUGAUUACUGUGACUCUGUGCUACGUGCUCAUUAUUUACACCUUAGCCACUGGGCCACACACACAGGCUUGCUACAAACAGAAGGCUCGCAGACUUGCCAUUGUCAUCUUGGUGCUCUUCUAUGCAUGCUUCCUCCCCUUCCACAUCUUUCGAGGAAUUCGCCUGGAGAUCCGAGCACGACCGGUUAGCUGCCACUUGAAUAACUUGAUCCAUAAUAUGUAUAAUAUCGUUAAACCUUUAGCAGCAUUAAAUACCAUUGCAAACCUCCUGUUCUAUGUAGUGACAGUAGACAACUUCCAGAAAGCAGUCCUCUCCCUCCUCAAGUUACUGAGAAACAGGUACUUGAAGAGAUUGAUGCCAUAAAAGUUACGGAAGAAGUGUCCAAACCUGCCCUCAACUAGCCAGGUACAACC